AUGGUGCAGAAACUCAAAGAAAGAAAGGACCUGUUGUCUGAAUCACAACAAAUACACAACGAGACUUUUGAGGAAAUACAGACUGAAAGGGACAGAGUGUUGGCAGAGGUCAAUGAACUGUCUGCUGCCUGUGAUCGAGCAGAACAAGAACUGCAGCAGGGAUGGGUUGAGUUUCUCGGUCAGCAAACCACUUUGACAGAGGUGGUAGGAAAGUACAGAGGAAAAGCAGCACCGACUCCUGUACAAACCCAGCCUGCUGUCUUUCAGCCUACAGACACCCCAGUGCCAGUAUUGGGACAUGUGAGGGUCCAGUCUCUCCCAUCUGCACCAAUCCCAGCAGCACCUGCAUCAAGUACUAAUGCAGCAAGGGGCAGGGGUGAUUGCCAUGGUUACCAAAGGCAAGGGGAGCAUCAGUCUCAUGAUCAGAGGGUGACAUUUGGUGGAGAGGGAUCGGGACCAGGACAGUUCAUUUUGCCAUAUGGUGUUACAGUGUCAGAUGAAGGGGAGAUUUUUGUAGCAGACUUUGGGAACCAGAUAAUCCAAGUCUUCACCAUGCAGGGAGCAUUUGUGAGACAGUUCCCAACAGUCGUGUCAGGUGGAGAGAAGAUGGAACCAGAGGAUGUGGCCAUGGAUGGGGAGGGGAACCUGUGGGUGGUGGGGAACCUGUCGGUGGUGACAAAGCCUGCUGACUUUGCUGUGAAGUACAGCAAACAGGGCAGGAGGCUGAGGAAGUUUGACCUACAAAAGACAGAGUGGGACAGAGGAGUUGCCAUGGACACCAGGAGGAACCACAUCCUCAUCACACAAACCAUAUGCGGCGGGGGACAUGGUAAAGUUUUGGUGUACAGGCCAGAUGGGACACUUGUGAGAACUGUGGGUCAGCAGCAGGGGAUGAAGGAACCAUGGUACAUCACUGUGGACAGGGAAGGGAAUAUUUUUGUGUCAGACUACUACAAUAAGUGUGUUUUUGUGUACAACGAGGACGGACAAUUUCUGUUCCAGUUUGGAGGUAAGGGAAGGGGUGAAGGUCGGCUGAAGAAACCCCGUGGCAUCUGUACAGACAGGGCAGGUAACAUCAUCGUGGCAGACAUGGGAAACAGGCGUGUGGAGAUGUUUGACAAGACGGGCAGAUUCCUCAAACACAUCACUACGGACAUGACGGAGCCAGAGGCUGUUGCCAUGGCACCACAGGGACAGCUGGUAGUGACUGAUGUUGAGAAGAACACAGUCUCCAUAUUUCCCACCUACUGAACCUGAGUCAGGUGAGGAGCAAACUGUACCACUCUGCAGUCUCCCUGACUGAUCCUGUUCACAAACUUUGAAGUCGUUUUUAAGAAAUGAUGUAUGUCAAUAU
This is a messenger RNA of Branchiostoma floridae (Florida lancelet), 1354 nucleotides long. Its product is annotated as E3 ubiquitin-protein ligase TRIM71-like. The record is from RefSeq and is a predicted model, not a curated record. The transcript has a single exon. Gene Ontology annotation, cellular component: extracellular region. NCBI's taxonomy places the organism in Eukaryota, Metazoa, Chordata, Leptocardii, Amphioxiformes, Branchiostomatidae. Gene Ontology annotation, molecular function: protein binding. Bases 1 to 1251 code for a protein of 416 amino acids.